CAUCGUUGCCUGCUGGACUGAGACCCCGUCCUACGAUUUCCUCAGGACUCGUGCCAGUGUCCCGCACCACGCACAAGGUCUCUGAAGUAGGAAACAUUGGAGCAACACCAGUGCGUGCAUCGCUGCCGUCCACAGCCUCCCCUGCACUACCUCCAUCCACCACUAGUCUGUGCUCUUGCCCUCCAGUCCCGCAGCAAGCAUGGAAAGGGUGCAGCACAUGACCCGUUCAGCGAUCCGCAGGGCGUCCAACAUCGAGGUGAACCCCCAGACCAAGCAGAACCUGCGAGAGCUCUUCAUCAACUUCUCCCUCAUCCUCGUCUGCCUGCUUCUCAUCUACAUCAUUGUUUUGCUCUUGUGA
Megalops cyprinoides (Indo-Pacific tarpon) is the source of this 358-nucleotide messenger RNA. Its product is annotated as cardiac phospholamban-like. The transcript is spliced from 2 exons. Bases 200 to 358 code for a protein of 52 amino acids. NCBI's taxonomy places the organism in Eukaryota, Metazoa, Chordata, Actinopteri, Elopiformes, Megalopidae. Gene Ontology annotation, biological process: negative regulation of calcium ion import into sarcoplasmic reticulum; negative regulation of ATPase-coupled calcium transmembrane transporter activity; negative regulation of heart rate. The record is from RefSeq and is a predicted model, not a curated record. Gene Ontology annotation, cellular component: membrane; sarcoplasmic reticulum. Gene Ontology annotation, molecular function: ATPase inhibitor activity.